AUGCGCUACCAUACCAGCUGUGUCACUAUUCCGUCCAUAAGUGCCGCGGGGUUGUGUUCUCGCCCCAAGCUCGAUCAAUUCCGGGUCUUCAUUUUGGAGCAUUUGCUGGCCAAAUCACUGCAUCUCGUGUCCAGUGCACGUAUGCUACAAUUCGCGGAUGACUGUGAUGGAAGACACAACAAGAACAAAGUUAUCUAUCUGGCAGAAACAUCAUUGGGCUGGUUUACGGAUUCAUCACAUAGGGUACACGAAAACAAAGAUCGGAAAAUCGAUCCAAGACUGUAUUCAGAUAAUGACCAACGUGCAGAAUGUAUAUCGCAUCGACUGGUCAUCAUGUAG
Molecule: messenger RNA, 339 nt
Organism: Opisthorchis viverrini
Lineage: Eukaryota; Metazoa; Platyhelminthes; Trematoda; Opisthorchiida; Opisthorchiidae
Exons: 1
Coding region: 1-339 (112 amino acids)
Source: RefSeq, a predicted model, not a curated record